UUGUCCUCACAGUGUCAACGCGAGAGGACUGUAUCUUUUUGUCUCCUCCUCUUUGAGGUGGGCGUUCGGGAUAACGAAGUCCUCAAAAUUUAGGAACAAAAAGAAAAAACCCUCAAAAUUAAUAGCUCAUGGAAUCCAAUCCGCCGCAAUCAGGUGGCAGUCCUCCUAAGCCUUGGGAACAAGCUGGGGCCUCAUCUGGUGCUACUCCAUUUAAGCCACCAUCAGCAGGGAGCACUAGUGAUGUAGUAGAGGCUUCUGGAACUGCCAAACCUGGUGAAAUUGUUUCUACUGCCGAUAGGAAUACAGUUGCUAAUAGAAACUCUCUUGGUAGAUCUGUUCCCACCAGACCCUGGGAGCAGCAAAAUUAUGGAGGCAGUUAUGGAGGUGGAGGCUAUGGCUCUGGUCUAGGUUACGGUUCAGGGUAUGGUUCAGGCACGUACGGUUCAUCUUAUGGUGGACUAGGAGGGUCUUAUGGUAGUGGGAUGUAUGGAAAUGGUAUGUAUAGAGGUGGUUAUGGGGGCCUAUAUGGUGGUGGUACGUAUGGUGGGGGAAUGUAUGGUGGGGGUUUUGGGGGUCCAAUGGGUGGUUAUGGAAUGGGCAUGGGUCCAUAUGGUGGUCAAGAUCCCAAUAAUCCAUAUGAUGCUCCAUCUUCUCCACCAGGCUUUUGGAUUUCAUUCCUCCGGGUGAUGCAAGGUGUUGUAAACUUCUUCGGCAGGAUAGCAAUUCUGAUAGACCAGAAUACCCAGGCAUUCCACAUGUUUAUGUCUGCUCUUCUUCAGCUGUUUGAUCGUACGGGAUUACUAUAUGGGGAGUUAGCCAGAUUUGUGUUGAGACUACUAGGAGUCAAAACAAAACCAAGGAAAAUCAAUCCUGUGGGACCUGAUGGUCACCCUCUCCUGGGUCCCCAUAACCCUCAUGGCAAUCAGAAUUAUAUCGAGGGGCCUAAGGGUGGACCGACCGGUGCAUGGGAUAAUGUAUGGGGUGGAGAUGCCAGCGGCUAGUUUGGUAUCAUAUGGUGUCUGUCCGUCAUCAGCUGGAAAACGUGAAGAAGUUGAAAACCAUGGAUGCAGGAGUGCAAUUGGAGCAGUGUUGCUCAAUACUACAUAGGCUACAUGAGUUGGACGUCCAAGCUUCGAUUGUUCUUUGUUACGUCUUGAAUAAUAUUUUCUCUCUCUCUCUCUUUCUCUCCCCCCUCAAAAUGUUUUCAGAAAAGAGUGUAAUAGACAGGCAGAAUUGUUUGUGCAGUGUUACAGUAGAAAAUAUGGCUGUAGAUCAAAAUAAUACUGGAAAAAGGGGAUUUGUUUGUAGACCUGCCAAUUUUAAGGAUAAAAUAUGAUAAUUUAAUGUGGAAUUACUAU
Carica papaya (papaya) is the source of this 1358-nucleotide messenger RNA. It is a transcript of the gene PEX13, whose product is annotated as peroxin 13. The record is from RefSeq and is a predicted model, not a curated record. Gene Ontology annotation, cellular component: peroxisomal membrane; peroxisome; peroxisomal importomer complex. Lineage: Eukaryota; Viridiplantae; Streptophyta; Magnoliopsida; Brassicales; Caricaceae. Gene Ontology annotation, biological process: protein import into peroxisome matrix, docking.